Messenger RNA from Aspergillus pseudonomiae, 1761 nucleotides. Its product is annotated as thiamine pyrophosphate-binding protein. Lineage: Eukaryota; Fungi; Ascomycota; Eurotiomycetes; Eurotiales; Aspergillaceae. The transcript has 2 exons. The record is from RefSeq and is a predicted model, not a curated record. The coding region runs from base 1 to 1761 and encodes 586 amino acids. Gene Ontology annotation, cellular component: mitochondrion; acetolactate synthase complex. Gene Ontology annotation, molecular function: magnesium ion binding; flavin adenine dinucleotide binding; acetolactate synthase activity. Gene Ontology annotation, biological process: L-valine biosynthetic process.
AUGGAGGACCUUCUAGGACUCACGGGAGGAGAGAUCCUCCACCGACGUCUCAUCGACCACGGUGUGGACCACGUCUUUGGACACCCCAAGGCAGGGGCACUGGCAUUAUUCCGGGAUGUUUACAAGUCUCCGGUCAUUCGGGUGGUUCCCUCGCGUCAUGAACGAGGUGCCGGCCACAUGGCGGAGGGCUACGCGAAGGCAACCCGGAGACUGGGCGUCGUCUUCGGGAGCACUGACCCCAGUAGCUCCAACGUCAUCAGCCCAAUGCUGGAUGGCCUUCUGGAUGGAACACCGACGGUGGUGAUCCGUGGCCAGGUCCCCGCCGCUCACGACACCAACGCCCCCAAGGAGGGAAAAUCCAUCGAGCGCGUAGGGGCGUGUAUGAAGUGGCGUGCGCGUGUGCGGCGGCUGAGCGAGUUGCCUGGUGCGAUCGAUGCGGUAUUCCUUCAUGCCACGGGCAAAAAGCCUGGACCGGCCCUUUUGGACAUAUCCUCUGAAAUCGGUGAAGCCUUCUUUGACUCGCAGACCCUACAGGAGUUACCGAGCGUAUCGCUGAUGGUCGAGAAGGUGCACAGGAAAGCGUGCAGUGCUGUCUCGCCCCUAGCCGACCCUCGCUAUCUGUAUGAGAGGAUUGUCCAUGUAGCCGGCAUGGUGAAUCAAUCCAGACACCCAGUGAUCUGUGCCGGAAAGGGGGUCCUCGCUUCGGCGCGCGGAUGUAAGCUAUUGUCCAAGAUCGCUGAAAAGGCUCAGAUUCCCGUGGCCACCACACUACUCGGCCUGGGAUCCUUCGAUGAAACCCGCGAAGAGGCCUUACACAUGAUUGGGACCCAUGGCGCUCCAUAUGCCAAUUGCGCGAUCCAAAAUGCCGACCUCCUGAUCGUGAUCGGGGCGAGAUUGGACGAGCGCGCAGUGGGGAAUGCAGAUGGGUUUGCUCCGAAGGCCCUUGACCGGGAGGGCGGGGGAAGAGGCAUUGUACAUUUCGACAUCGAUGCCAGUAAACUGGGGAAAGUCAUCGAACCUACCGAAAUCAUUCUCGGCGACCUGUCAGAGACCCUACCCGUGUUACUGUCCCUCUUAACCCCCGUGGGGGAUCGCGUUGCAUGGCUGGACCAGAUCCAGGGUUGGAAACGGCUCUAUACCUUUGACGAACCUCUCAGUAAGGCGAAACAUCGCCCGCGGCCCCAGCAGGUCAUGGCUGAGCUCAACCGCCAAACCACUCCCAUGAAGAGCAGCAUCACCGUGACCACCAGCGUCGGCCAGAACCAAAUGUGGACAUCCCAACAUUUCCGGUGCACUCAUCCACAUUCCCUGAUCACCUCCAGCAGCCUGACCACGAUGGGGUUUGGCGUACCAGCUGCGAUCGGAGCCAAGCUCGCUCUCCCCGAUCAGCAAGUCAUUGCCGUGGACGGGGAUGCUUCGUUUUGCACCACGAUGGAAGAGCUCAUGACCGCGCUGCUGCAUCAAAUUCAGAUCAAGGUGAUCGUGUUCAACAAUGGACAACACGGCAUUUUGUCUCAUCUGGAGAAAGAGUACGGUGCGAAAGCCGGUUGUGGUUCCCAAACGGGUCCCGACUUUGAUCGCCUCGCCCGGAGCAUGGGCUGCCAGGGUCAACGCUGCGACCGGGUCGAAGAACUCCCACACGCUAUCUACUGGUUGUUGCGCUGUCGCGGGCCGGCAUUGCUGGAUGUGGCCAUCAGCCAGGUUGAAAUGGAUGCCAUCGCACCCAAUGGGACGCCGAUGGACACGGUGGCAUGGACAUGA